Molecule: messenger RNA, 2042 nt
Organism: Odocoileus virginianus texanus
Lineage: Eukaryota; Metazoa; Chordata; Mammalia; Artiodactyla; Cervidae
Gene: LKAAEAR1
Product: LKAAEAR motif containing 1
Source: RefSeq, a predicted model, not a curated record
CCCCCCAGGCCGGGCUGGGCCCUCACGCUGGAGGGGCUGGCGGCCAUGCGGCCGGCGCAGCGCCGCAGCCACCUGCUCUUCGGCGACGUGCUGGAGGACGUGCGCGCGACCUCUUGCCUCUUCCCGUGCGAGUCAGCGGAGGUGGGGUACCGCAUGCCAGACUCGCGUGCGUGGACGCUGCCGCUCGAGCCACCCGCGCAGCGCCAGGACCGGCUCCUAGGCGUCCUUAAGGCCGCCGAGGCCCGCGGCCGAGUCCGCGCGCUCCGGCUGCGCUACGCCCGCAUGCGGGCGGAGGAGAUCUCGCUCCUCAUUCAGAGCCAGAGGUCCGCGCGCGCCGCCAUCCGGCUGGAGCUGUUCCUGCCGCCGCAGCUGAAGCCCACGAGGAUCCCAGACCCCCUGGACCGGCAAGAGAGGAGGCGAGUGGAGACCAUCCUGGAGGAGAAAGUCCACGGCAGCAUCUUCCCACGUUGAUAGCGAUCCCACAGCGCGAAACCGCGCCCCACCCUCCUACAUAAAGUCUCAGAUGCCAACCAUCCCCCGGUCUGUACGCUUCCCCUCUCUAAGUCCCCCGGCGGAGGGAAGGGGUUAGGAUGGAUGCUGGGUCUCCCACAUCCUAUGUCACAGGACAUCACGGUACACAGGAUGCAGCUCCGCCAACGAAGUGGAAAGGUGCAAAUAGGCGGACAUCAGAUUAACAGCGGGCAGGGACAUCCCUAACCCCCCAAAUCCCAUGCUGCCCCCAGCUGGCAACCUGGUGCCCUGUGAAUUCGUGGGGGUCUCCAGUCUGGCUGUGCCAGGAAGAAGAGCCUGGCUGGGCAAGUGUUGCAACCCCAGAAGUGAGGGCAACCUCAGGGAGAAAGCAGGACCCCUAGACCACAGGCUAUUCCAUCAGAGGGUCAGAGAGGAAGCUGACGUUCUGGGCAGGAGAGUGACUGCAAGAGCCAACGCUGGCCUUCUGACAAGAGUCAAUGCUGGCCUUCGGACAGUCAGCUCUGUCUAGGAGGAUCUUCAGAAGACAGGGAGACUGGGGAAGGGGAGAUCUCUUAAGGCAGACCUCUGCUUCUUAUUGAGUCACACAGUCGUGUCAGACUCUUUGCACUGUGGACUGCAGCACGCCAGGCUCCUCUGUCCUCCACCAUCUCCAUGAGUUGCUCAAAUUCAUGUCCAUUGAGUCGUCCAGACAGAAAGUCACCCUCGAUUUUCCUUUCCAUCCUGAUAGUCCCUCUCUGCCCCUUUGAUUCCCCCUUACUGGAACACACACACACAGAGGACAGGAAGGACACCACUCCUGUCCCACUUUGACAAACCCACAUCCUGCAAAACCUCUGGAUUCCAAAGAACAUCCUUAGUUUCUGGACAGAUUUCCCCUUCAAGAAUUUACUUCUCUCCCCAACACAAACUCUUUGCAGAGCCUGGGAUUUCUCUUAGCCGGCUCUCCUUUCUCCUCCCUCUCGGCAGUCCAGCGGGUUAUCACAGAGGUGGGGGCCUCACACAAGGCCAUCCCCUGCCGGAAGGCUCCAGCAGAGUCACCAGACUACAGCAGAGAACUGGUCCUAGAGGGGUGCAUCCUCUACCAGCAGAGGCCAGAGCUGGGGUCAGCAAGGAGUUCUGUUCAAUGGCGGCCAGUGCCCUCCCUGACCAGGCUCAGGAUGGGGACCAGAACCCUCCGUGUCCCCAGCAAUCGCUACCCCCACACAGGACACCUGGCCAGUUCUGAGCUGUUGCACCCUUGGCCUUGAUCCAAGCCAGAACUGUGUGUGGAGCUGAACUCUGGAAGCUCCAGGAGAGAUGAGGGAGCUCUCUAAAGGAGGGCAGGCAGAGAGAAUAAGGAACAAGGGAGAGAGGGUGACUUGGGCAUGGGACAGAGCAACGUCUCUGUCCCAGAGCAACAGCCACUUACGUGCUGACAUGUGCCAGAUGCCAGCUGGCCCUGGCUGCCCUGGUUAAGCUCCCUGCGAUCUGAACCCCAGCAUUCCAUCUCUGGGGGAAGUGUCAAGCACUGGAAUGAUUUCAUCUGUUUAGUAAAAGCACAUUUUACUUCA